This is a messenger RNA of Hippopotamus amphibius kiboko, 2528 nucleotides long. RefSeq names its product ADP ribosylation factor like GTPase 15 (gene ARL15). The record is from RefSeq and is a predicted model, not a curated record. Gene Ontology annotation, molecular function: GTPase activity; GTP binding. The coding region runs from base 100 to 771 and encodes 223 amino acids. The transcript is spliced from 6 exons. NCBI's taxonomy places the organism in Eukaryota, Metazoa, Chordata, Mammalia, Artiodactyla, Hippopotamidae.
UUCCAGGGGCUGCUUGCUCGCAGCCUGAGACGCGGCUUUUUUUUUUUUUUUUUUUUUUUUUCCGGGUUCGGAGCCGUUCCGGAUGCCUCAGGCUGCCGGAUGUCUGAUCUCCGGAUGACUGAGGCGCUUCUGUACAUGGAUUAUCUGAGAAUGUCUGAAUGUAUCCAGAUCUCAUUUGCUGUCUCUAGAAUUGGCAUUUACACGUGUUUUCGAGCACUCUGCUGCAAGGGGCCGCCACCUGCACGCCCGGAGUAUGACCUGGUCUGCAUAGGCCUCACGGGCGCUGGCAAGACCAGCCUGCUGUCCAAGCUCUGCAGUGAAAGCCCGGACAGCGUCGUGUCGACCACAGGUUUUAGUAUAAAAGCAGUGCCAUUCCAGAAUGCCAUCUUGAAUGUAAAAGAACUUGGAGGGGCUGAUAAUAUCCGGAAAUACUGGAGCCGCUACUACCAAGGUUCUCAAGGGGUAAUAUUUGUAUUAGACAGCGCCUCUUCAGAAGAUGAUUUAGAGACUGCUAGAAAUGAACUGCACUCAGCUCUUCAGCACCCACAGUUAUGCACUUUACCCUUUUUAAUACUGGCCAAUCAUCAAGACAAGCCAGCUGCUCGAUCAGUACAAGAGGUCAAAAAAUAUUUUGAACUUGAACCACUUGCACGUGGGAAACGCUGGAUUCUGCAGCCCUGCUCGCUGGAUGACAUGGAAGCACUGAAAGACAGCUUCUCUCAGCUGAUCAAUUUGUUAGAAGAAAAAGACCACGAAGCUGUAAGAAUGUGAAAUCUGGCAAAGGAGACGGGUUCGCACAAGGCCUUGAACCUAUCAUGUUAGUUUCUCCUUUUAAUGUUAUUUUGGUAUCAAGACUGUAAUGGCUUCAGUAUCUGUUUUCUUCCAGGUGUCUCAGACUCUCAUCUCUCUAUUAAAGUGAAUAUUCUCUAAAUCAGGUGAAUUAUCAUCGACAUUACCGUCAAGUACACACUACUGAGGGAGAAUUUAUUCUCUGUUUACCACUAAUUAUCUUCACUGCAUGUCUCUGCCUUCUGUUGUUCUAAGCAUCUCUUCUCUACCCUGUGCUAAAAUGGAUGGAAUUUGUGGCUCACAGAAAUCAAAUCCCUUAUGGAGGACGCAGGGAGACUGAGAACCUUGGCUCGUUGACCCUGGGUUUGGGGUGGAGUGUUGUGUGACUGGGGCCGCCCAUUAUACGUGUAUCAUUUUCAAGACCUCUUGGGGGUUUUGUUUUAUUUUACCUUAUUUUAUUUUUAAGUUUUCUUGGUAUACUGGCCUUACAGCAUAUGGAAGAAAAAAUGAGCACCAAAAACUUCAGUUAAUCACUUUAUCAGAAAGGAAUGUCCUGUCGUAGUAAAACUAACUUUGAAAAACUUAAAGACAAGAUGCCUAAUCUUUUUUUUUUUCACAUCUGAAGUCUCCUUCAAUCCCCUUUUUGGACCAGACACUGUCUCCAUUUUUGAGAAGAGUUAGAGGAAAUGUAGGCACAAUGCAUGCAUCACUGAUUACUAUUUCAUCAAGUCCUCAAAUAUUUUUUAAUGGAAAAAUUACCCAACGUAAAGUCGAGCUGAAGUGUAAUACGUUUCUAAGAAUCUUUUUCUAAAAAUCUUAUGUCUGAUUGAAAUAGAGAAAAUAAUUUUUAAAAUAAUACAUUUUUUUUUAAAACAGCCAAAUGAAGUAUAGUUUAUACUGGCUAGGGUUUAAGCUGGCGUGGAUUUGACAGAGAUUAUAAAGGCAGAAUUAUCUGUGUAUUCCUUCAGUAAGUGCUAAUGUAGUUUAAUGGAGUCUGUUAAUGUCUCCAUCCAGUAAUCUAAGGUCUAUCAGUAUUUCUAUGAUAAACCUCUGUUUUCAGGGGUUUCCGUGUGCCCUUAGAAACAUGCUGGGCUACAGCAAAUAAAUAAUUUUAGGGCCUAGAUUCAGUCUUUGGAACUUAAUUUUUUUCAUUUAGUUUAAAUGAUAAAAUUAUACAGACAAAUGUACAGUUUUACUAAGUUUUGGCGCCUUUGACCUUUUCUAAAUCAGGAAUAAACUAUGGAUAUUGAGGUUAAUGGAUGAAAUACUCUUUGGCACAUUUUGUAGAUUUUUGGCCACUGAAAACACGAAGCGGCCAAAUAACAGAAAACUGCUCCUUUCACCCGAGCAAUAAAAACCUGUUUGUAAUUUUUAGGUAGCAUCGACUGGUUCCCUAAUACAGCACUCACACUAUAUUACAGGGUGGUGUAAAACCUUGUAAUUCUCCAGAAGAUAUAUGUCAUUCAAAUUUUGUUUUUGUGGUUUGAUCGUGUAGGUGGAUUUUAAUGAAAUCACUACUUUGGAAACAUGGAACACUUCUUUUAAGCUUUUUUUUUUUAAUGGAAUGGAUCAAAAAAGAUUCAUAUUCAAAUUUUAUCUACAGCAUCCUUGAAUAUUUUUAACAUUAUGUAAUCCAUGAGCAGCACAAACCUUUUAUUCCGAUGACCACUUACACAAUUCCUGCUUCUAUUUUGUCCUGUUGUGCUCAUCUUCUAUGAAAAAUAAAUGAUUAUUAGGCA